AUGUCCGAUCUCUCAGGCGUCUUUCACCGAUUCUUCCAAGAAGCAAAAAAUCUCGUCGCCAUUCACCUAGGCUUUCCUCAAAAACACCCAUUAAACCUAACUCCCGACGCCAUCUUCCACGGGAUACGCUGGAAAACUCUUCGAACGCUAAGUCUGCAAGGCUGGCGUCUCUCCGCCAAUGAAAUAAUCUCCCUCGCCCACCGACACCACCACGAACUACGCGAGCUCCGCCUCGUAGGCGUUUACCUCCGCGCGGGAAGUAGAUGGAGCACAGUGCUGUCGAUGCUUCGCUCCGAGAUGGAUCGUUUGGACUGCUUGGAAUUACGGGGGAUAAACUACGAUGCCUAUUUGGAAGACCUGGCGACAUCCGCCGGCGUUGAAGUCUUUGAUCCUGCCCCGCUGCUUCCAUCGCCUCCGUCUUCACUUUCUGUCGUUGCGGCCGGUACCUCGCCCCCUGACAACCCGCCCCUGCUUCGUGGCGACCGGAUGCUGGAUCGAUCUGCGAUGUCGGAGAAAGUGAAAGGUCUUUCUGCGGAUGAGUUGGGCGACGAUGGGGUUCGUGUGAGGCGAGGCCAAGAACGGCUUUGGGAGGCUUGGGCUCUUUCUCCGCCACAGUCUGCUCGAAAUGGAAUUGCAUAUGGGUAUGGGAACGGAAAUGCGAAUGGAAAUGGCAAUGGGAUUAAGAUUGGGUUGCGUUAG
Messenger RNA from Penicillium argentinense, 699 nucleotides. RefSeq lists its product as uncharacterized. The record is from RefSeq and is a predicted model, not a curated record. Lineage: Eukaryota; Fungi; Ascomycota; Eurotiomycetes; Eurotiales; Aspergillaceae. The coding region runs from base 1 to 699 and encodes 232 amino acids. The transcript has a single exon.